CCAACACCUCGGUGGAGUGUGAAGAUACUACCUGUGCAAAAAAUCACUAACUGGCCCGAAGGCGAAGUACGACCACAUUACGCCAUCGAUGGAGACUCGUCGAUCCCUGAUCAAGUUGAGAGUAGCACUCCAUCACGUCUGACCUUCUCAAUAGUGCCCACGAAAACCGACACAGCACCUACCGGUGUUAUUGACUUCGUCGAGCCCAGAGUGAUGGAGCUCAUUAGUCAUAUUCGAACCACUCAGACAACUAAACCGUUCUUCAAGUUAGUGAAGCCUAGUGUUCAUCAACGGCUGUCAUUGACGACCACGUCAAUAACAGCAACAACGACAACACCACCACCACCGUCUCUCAGGAAACCUCUGAAGCCAAAACGACCUCUAUCCAAUCGCCCUGCCCCAUCUACAAGUCAAUCAAAAUGUGGUGUCGCACCAGAUUUCACUCCCUGCGUCAGUUCGGAACAAGCUAGCCAUGCCCUGCUGGAAUGCUGCCGAAGGAAGAACUUACCGCCUGGGUGUCAAUCACUCUGCCGUUAUGAUAUCACACAAGCUGAGGUACGCGCCGCAAUGGAUCGUGGCCAGUGUGGAAUUUUCAGCGUUGCUCCAUUCUUAGAAUGUGCUUCUCAGGGUAAAGAUAACUCAGAAUGCUGUCGAUACAAGGGUCUUGCUCAGAAAACCGGACCUCAAUGCGAGCAAUUCUGCCGGCCAACUCAAGGGCUUAGCGCCCUAGGUCUACAGCACAUUGUGUGCGGUAAUGGUAUCGGUGACAUGCUUCAAUGCCACCAUGCAGGAAUCAGAAGAUAA
Cooperia oncophora is the source of this 804-nucleotide messenger RNA. The record is from the annotation of a GenBank genome assembly. NCBI's taxonomy places the organism in Eukaryota, Metazoa, Nematoda, Chromadorea, Rhabditida, Trichostrongylidae.